Messenger RNA from Anopheles maculipalpis, 389 nucleotides. RefSeq lists its product as uncharacterized. Gene Ontology annotation, cellular component: mitochondrion; nucleoplasm; mitochondrial ribosome. Bases 27 to 389 code for a protein of 120 amino acids. The transcript has 2 exons. Gene Ontology annotation, molecular function: RNA binding. NCBI's taxonomy places the organism in Eukaryota, Metazoa, Arthropoda, Insecta, Diptera, Culicidae. The record is from RefSeq and is a predicted model, not a curated record. Gene Ontology annotation, biological process: mitochondrial translation.
UCUCGAAAAUCUCAAAGCUCACGAAAAUGCGUAUGGCCAGUGCGCUGCUGCGAUCCCGCAAACCACAGAACGAAGCGGACGUACCGUUUCAGGAGGUGUUACCAUUACGGCUGAAAAAUCAUGUCAGUGGCAAAACAGACAAAACGAGCGAUGUUGCCUGCUUGCAGGAGAUGGCCGUACUCUUUUCAUGCCUCAAAACGCACGACUUUAAUGAGAGUUUGUGUGCGAAAGAGGUAGGCACGUUCCAGCGGUGCUACAAGGUAUUUCUGGACAAGAAAUCGGCCAAAAAGGAAACGUCCAGUAAGGGUAUGCUGGUGGCCGGAAAGGACCUAAACUAUAAGCAAUUGAACAAGGUGCUGAAAAAGUAUCCCACAUCGGCACAGAGCUAA